AUGACAUCGACCCAAAUUGACAGUACCGUUACCAGUCGUCCCAAAUCUGCGGACUGGGCGAUUGAAGUAUCCAACUUGAAUUUCAGUUAUGGCGGACCAUUCACAUUGAAUGACGUUGAGUUUAGACUGCAGAGAGGAAGCAGGUGUUUGCUAGUUGGGGCGAACGGGGCUGGCAAAUCAACAUUAUUAACAAUACUGGCAGGCAAACGAAUGGUCAGAGAUAAAGUCCUCGUCUUUGGCAAGGAUGCCUUUAAUGACUCGCCGCCUGGUGUAACAUAUCUAGGAACAGAAUGGGUUAAUAAUCCUGUUGUCCGCGGAGACGUCCGUGUAUCCACUUUGCUUUCCAAGAUGAAUGGUGAUAGGUAUGCCGAACGUCGAGAUCGCUUGAUUAAAAUCAUGGACAUUAAUCCCGACUGGCAUAUGCACCAGGUAUCUGAUGGGGAAAGACGAAGAGUGCAAUUGGUUUUGGGUUUGAUCAAGCCAUGGGAGCUGUUAUUAAUGGAUGAGGUUACAGUUGAUCUGGACGUGUUGGUUAGGGCGGAUUUAUUAAGGUUCUUGAAAAGAGAGACAGAAAUACGAGGCGCUACUAUCGUCUAUGCAACCCAUAUAUUCGAUGGACUUGGUAGUUGGCCAACUUGUGUAUCGCACAUGAAACGUGGACGAAUAGUUUCCAGUUACGAAUUUUCUAAUUUUCCUGAAUUGGAUGCAGUUAUAGCCGAACAAGUGCAACUGCGAUCUACUCUCUCCUCAACUGCAUUGCGUAAGCACAUGGACUCGCCAUUGUUAAUAGUUGUUGAGCGCUGGUUGAGAGAGGAUCUUCAAGAACUCCGGGCCCUAAAAGACGCGAAUAAUGAAAAGGACAAAGCCCUUCUUGGUGAAGCUAAACCGAGAACCAGAUGGGAUGAAUUGGAAGAGGAUGUGGACAAUUAUGGGGAUAAAUAUUACAAUUAUUGGAGAUAG
Molecule: messenger RNA, 960 nt
Organism: Paraglomus occultum
Lineage: Eukaryota; Fungi; Glomeromycota; Glomeromycetes; Paraglomerales; Paraglomeraceae
Source: the annotation of a GenBank genome assembly